Messenger RNA from Symbiodinium natans, 771 nucleotides. NCBI's taxonomy places the organism in Eukaryota, Dinophyceae, Suessiales, Symbiodiniaceae. The record is from the annotation of a GenBank genome assembly.
AUGCUUUCAAAUCAGGGCAACCUCAUCGUGGCCAACGCUGCCCUGACAGCCUGCGAGCGUCAGAUGCGGUGGCAGCAAACCUUUGAGCUCUGGCAGGGCAUUGCUGGGCUCGCCCUGCAGCCCGAUGUCGUGUCCAUCUCGGCUGCCCUCACAGCGUGCAGUACGGCCACGAGGUGGGAAAAGGCACUGGCGCUCUUUGCCACCAUGCCAAGAAUACGCCUCGACCGGGAUUUGGUGGCGUACUCUUCUGCGAUGGCGGCCCUCGACCGCUGUGGUCUCUGGGAAGCAGCUCUGGCGUUCCUCGCAGAGCUGGACGAGCAAACAACGGUCCCAGAUGUCGUCUGCUUCGGCGCGGCCGUGAGCGCGUGCGAGAAGGCCGCGCGCUGGCAAGAAGCCCUGGCGCUCAUCGACGACAUGCACCAUCGGCUGCUGCGGGCUAACCUGGUCAUCUACAAUGCCGCCAUCUCGCUGUGGGCGGAGGGUCUCAGUCUGCUUCGCCAUCUGCGCCGGGCCCUGCUCCUCCCAGAUGUCAUCUCGCAAUCUGCGGCGCUCUCGGCGUGCGAGAAGGCGAUUCAGUGGAAGAGGGGGCUCUCUCUUCUGGCGUCUUUUCCCAGAGCCCAGCUGCUCCCCAACAUCGUGAGCUUCUCCGCGGCCAUCAGUACCUGCGAAAAACAGGGGAAGUGGCGCAUCGCCCUCAGUUUGAAAGACUUUCUCCAGCGGAGAAGCACGGAACCCAACGCCAUCAGCUACAAUGCAGCCAUCAGUGCAUGC